Molecule: messenger RNA, 1323 nt
Organism: Hypoxylon fragiforme
Lineage: Eukaryota; Fungi; Ascomycota; Sordariomycetes; Xylariales; Hypoxylaceae
Product: lytic polysaccharide monooxygenase
Exons: 4
Coding region: 1-981 (326 amino acids)
Biological process (GO): carbohydrate metabolic process
Cellular component (GO): extracellular region
Molecular function (GO): cellulose binding
Source: RefSeq, a predicted model, not a curated record
AUGAGGACCUUACUUUACGCCACGCUUACUGCUGUUGCCGCCACCAAGGUGGCUGGACAUGCCCUUUUCCAGGCCCUCUGGGUUGAUGGACACGGCACUCAAUGUGUUCGAAUGCCAUCGUCGAAUAGCCCCGUUACUAAUGUCAACAGCCCCGACAUUCGAUGCAAUGCAGGCACCAGGGGUAUUUCGGGCAAAUGUGCAGUGAAGGCUGGCUCCACCGUCACCGUUGAGAUGCACCAACAACCUGGUGACCGAAAGUGCGGGAGCGAAGCCCUUGGCGGAGCACACUAUGGUCCAGUCAAUGUGUACCUUAGCCAGGUCUCUGAUGCCUCGACGGCUGAUGGAUCGACUCCAUGGUACAAGAUCUUCGCCGACUCGUGGUCGGAAAAGGGGUCAGUGGGUGAUGCGGACAACUGGGGUACUAACGAUCUCAACACUUGCUGCGGCAAGAUGGACGUCCCGAUCCCCGCAGACACACCUAGUGGUGACUACCUCCUUCGUGCCGAAGUGAUCGCUCUCCAUACCGCCUCAUCGGCUGGAGGUGCCCAGUUCUAUAUCUCUUGUUACCAGCUUAAGGUCGAGGGCAACUCAGCCAAGGCCGCUGCCCUACCUGCGGGCGUCUCGUUCCCAGGUGCGCUCAAGUCGAGCGACCCAGGAAUUCAGAUCAACAUUCAUGCCAAGAUCAGCAAUUACGUGAACCCGGGACCGGCUGUCGUUGCUAGUGGUACCACGAAAGAAGCGGGAUCUGGCUGCGCUGCUGGAUGCGCGAAGACGUGCGCUGUGGGCUCCGGCCCCGUCGGGACUGCCAUCGGGUCCGCUCCCAAGCCAACCUCCGGAGCUGGGAACUCAGGUGGCUCGUCUGGCUGUGCGCAGGCUAGGUAUGAGCAAUGUGGUGGGCAAGGUUACACGGGAUGCACGGCAUGUGCGGAUGGCCUUACCUGUCAAGACGUGUCGGCCCCGUAUUAUUCCCAAUGUGCCUAAAGUAAGGGAAAAAGAUAGUACUAACACUUCAUUCACAUUACCUAAGUGGACACCUAUGUACCUAGCAUUUCCCAUCUAGUCCUUAUUCAAGGCAAUUAGGCGAAUCAGGGGGUAGAUUUAGCAUGGUUUAACGAUGGUGUUGGCUGGUUGGUCCGUGCCUCUCUCUCUCCCUGUCUAUUUGGCAUUUGCGAAUCUUUGGUGAUCCGAAAUCAUCCGUACCGUACCCGCCCCGUCGUAUCCGUUAAUUCAUUCAUCUAUCCAUAUCCAUUUUAUUUCUGAAAAUACUCACCCAGUGAUCAAAUAUAAAUCCUGCUUAAUAGCUCUGUGAAUUGAACUUCUAAA